AUGUUGGCAUUGCAGAGCAAAUUUGCAGCGCUCGUUUGCAUUUCGUUGCUUGUGCUGCUGAUUGGCACUCACCAAGUAGCAGCGGCAGGCAAUCACCGUCCGGGUGACGGCGGCGAUCUCGCAGGUGCCGGGCGAAGACACAUGCAAGAAGAGCACGGCGCGCGAGGAGCGAGUCUGACAGUGGAAGAGCUGGUUCGUGUGCACGACUCGGACGGCGACGGAAGGCUCAACCGCGCGGAGAUGGCGCACAUCAUUGCAUCGCAGAUCAGCGGGCAAAUCAAGAACAACCCGGCUCACGUGGAUGCCCUCGUAGCACACAUGUGGAAGGAGGUCGAUGCCAAUGGCGACGGCUUCAUUUCGCUCGCCGAACUGCGCGAGAACGAGGCGGCUCACUACCAAGGCCGGCGUCGUGAUUCAGAGCUGUGA
Capsaspora owczarzaki ATCC 30864 is the source of this 426-nucleotide messenger RNA. RefSeq lists its product as hypothetical. Lineage: Eukaryota; Filasterea; Ministeriida; Capsasporidae. The coding region runs from base 1 to 426 and encodes 141 amino acids. The transcript has 2 exons. Gene Ontology annotation, molecular function: calcium ion binding. The record is from RefSeq and is a predicted model, not a curated record.